UCCACACAGGCCUCGUUUCCAUGCUCCGCGCUCCCGAGCUCUGCCGGGAGUGGAGAAGGGCAGUACGAAUAUCGGCCGGAAGGGGAGCCGCUUGAAAGGCGUUUCGCGAGUGGACAAACAGACCAGGUGACGGGGGACGCCUCAUUCAGCCCUUUCUGUUCUGUGUGUGACCUCAGUGGAGUUUCUUUCCUGCCGUUGUUCUGAGGACAUCUGGCCCGUCGGACUGACCACCACCACUGUGUGUGUGUGUGUGUGUGUGUGUGUGUGAUACUUCUAAGGACUGCUCAUGCAUCGUUUAAGGACUUGUGCGGCGCGGUUGCGUCCACUCACAGCCUCGCAGGCAGCUCAGACUGUCAGCCAGCAGCGACCAAUCACAGUUGCCUCCACAGGUGACACAAGGACGUUUCAGCCAAUCAGAUACUAUUCUACACCAGUGGCCUCAGAGCCUUUUCUAAAUGGGACAAGCACCAACUACGUGGAGGAGAUGUACUAUGCCUGGCUGGAAGACCCCAGGAGUGUUCACAAGUCAUGGGAUGUGUUUUUCCGCAACGCCAACGCCGGAGCUCCUCCUGGCGCUGCCUACCAGUCUCCUCUGUCAGUGUCGUCAAGCCUCAUCGCUCCUCAGCUCUCCUCUCUGGUCACAGCUCAGCCCAAUGUGGAGAAGCUGGUGGAGGACCACCUGGCCGUCCAGUCCCUCAUCAGGGCCUACCAGAUCCGAGGGCACCAUGUGGCACAGUUGGACCCUCUCGGCAUCAUGGACGCCGAUCUGGACUCUUGUGUCCCCACUGACAUUAUCACCUCCGAUGACAAACUGGGCUUCUACAACCUGGAUGAGUCUGACCUGGACAAGGUGUUCCGCCUGCCGACCACCACCUUCAUCGGAGGCACAGAGGCCGCCCUGCCACUCAGAGAGAUCAUACGGCGACUGGAGAUGGCGUACUGUCAGCACAUCGGGGUGGAGUUCAUGUUCAUCAACGACCUGGAGCAGUGUCAGUGGAUCCGAGAGAAGUUUGAGACUCCGGGAGUGAUGCAGUUCACUCUGGAGGAGAAGAGGACGCUGCUGGCCCGAAUGGUCCGCUCCACCAGGUUUGAGGAGUUCCUGCAGAAGAAGUGGUCUGCAGAGAAACGAUUUGGUCUGGAGGGAUGCGAGUCUCUGGUACCUGCUCUGAAGACCAUCAUUGAUAAGUCCUCUGAGAACGGCGUGGACUACGUCAUCAUGGGCAUGCCUCACAGGGGUCGUCUGAAUGUUUUGGCCAACGUCAUCCGUAAAGAGCUGGAACAGAUUUUCUGCCAGUUUGACUCCAAACUGGAAGCUGCGGAUGAGGGCUCUGGAGAUGUGAAGUACCACCUGGGUAUGUACCAUCGCCGUAUCAACCGUGUGACGGACAGGAACAUCACCAUGUCUCUGGUGGCCAACCCGUCUCACCUGGAGGCUGUCGACCCCGUGGUGCAGGGGAAGACCAAGGCUGAACAGUUCUACUGUGGAGACAACGACGGCAAAAGGGUCAUGUCCAUCCUGCUCCAUGGAGACGCAGCGUUUGCAGGUCAGGGUAUUGUCUAUGAAACAUUCCACCUGUCUGACCUGCCGUCAUACACUACACACGGCACCGUGCACGUCGUCGUCAACAACCAGAUUGGCUUCACCACAGAUCCUCGUAUGGCUCGCUCAUCUCCGUAUCCUACUGAUGUGGCUCGAGUCGUCAACGCUCCCAUCUUCCAUGUCAAUGCCGACGACCCCGAUGCUGUCAUUUACGUCUGCAAGGUGGCCGCUGAGUGGAGAGCCACAUUUCACAAGGACGUGGUGGUCGACCUGGUGUGUUACCGUCGCAUGGGUCACAACGAGAUGGACGAGCCAAUGUUCACUCAGCCGCUGAUGUACAAACAGAUCAAGAAGCAGAAGCCUGUUCUGCAGAAGUACGCAGAGAAGCUGAUCGCAGAGGGAGUUGUGAGCAGGCAGGAGUACGAGGAGGAGAUCGCCAAGUAUGAUAAGAUCUGUGAGGAGGCGUACGCUCGCUCCAAGGAUGAGAAGAUUCUCCACAUCAAGCACUGGCUGGACUCCCCAUGGCCUGGUUUUUUCACUCUGGACGGACAGCCCAAGUCCAUGAGCUGCCCCUCCACCGGUCUGCCCGAAGAGGAUCUGAACAACAUCGGACUGGUGGCCUCAUCGGUCCCUGUGGAGGACUUCACCAUCCAUGGAGGUCUGAGUCGAAUCCUGAAGGGUCGAGCUGAGAUGGUCCGUAACCGGACAGUGGACUGGGCGCUGGGAGAGUACAUGGCCUUUGGGUCGCUGCUGAAGGAGGGGAUCCACGUUCGGCUGUCGGGACAGGACGUCGAGCGAGGGACCUUCAGCCACCGUCACCAUGUCCUUCAUGACCAGAAUGUGGACAAGAGGAUCUGUAUUCCCAUGAACCACCUGUCUCCAGACCAGGCGCCAUACACCGUGUGCAACAGCUCACUGUCCGAGUACGGAGUCCUUGGUUUUGAGCUGGGUUUUGCAAUGGCGAGUCCCAACGCUCUGAUCCUGUGGGAGGCCCAGUUUGGAGAUUUCCACAACACGGCCCAGGGCAUCAUUGACCAGUUCAUCUGUCCCGGUCAGGCCAAGUGGGUGAGACAGAACGGCAUCGUGCUGCUGCUGCCACACGGCAUGGAGGGCAUGGGUCCAGAACAUUCUUCAGCUCGUCCCGAGAGAUUCCUCCAGAUGUGCAACGACGACCCAGAUGUCAUGCCGAACAUCACCGAGGACUUUGCCGUGCGUCAGCUCUACGACUGCAACUGGAUCGUAGUGAACUGUUCCAACCCUGGAAACUACUUCCACGUCCUCAGACGACAGAUCCUGCUGCCGUUCAGGAAGCCUCUGAUCGUCUUCACUCCCAAGUCUCUGCUGCGACUCCCAGAGGCCCGAUCCAGCUUCGACGAUAUGCUGCCUGGAACUCACUUCCAGAGGUUGAUCCCAGAAACAGGAGCAGCACUGGAGCGUCCCGAGGAGGUGAAGAGGCUGAUCUUCUGCACAGGGAAGGUUUACUAUGAGCUGACCAAAGAGAGGAAAAGCAGAGACAUGGAGGGGACUGUGGCCAUCGUACGCAUGGAGCAGCUGUCCCCGUUCCCAUUCGACCAGGUGAAGGCCGAGACGGAGCGUUUUCCCAACGCUGACCUCGUCUGGUGUCAGGAGGAGCACAAGAACCAGGGCUACUAUGACUACGUGAAGCCUCGCAUCAGGACCACCAUCCAGAGAGCCAAGCCCGUCUGGUACGCUGGCAGAGAACCAGCAGCAGCUCCAGCUACAGGAAACAAAAACACUCACCUGAUGGAGCUGCGGCGUUUCCUGGAUACCGCCUUCGACCUGGAUGCGUUCAAGGAUCGGCAGUAACCCCUGGAGGAACCUCAAUUGUCUCAUCUUUGACCCCGACCCUCCUGGAUUCACACCGCACCAUCAACACACACACACACACACACACACGCACACAAGCCACUGCCCACCGAGUACACACACUGUACUACUGCUUACUGUGGUCUGUAAGUACUCUGUCUACUAAGUACCAAAGUAAUACAUAGAUUCUUCUUACUAGUCAGUAGAUACUGCACAGUCUGCACACACUGUGCUUUACCAAGAAAGCAGUACAUAAGUACUGCAUGCUACAUAGAGUAUUCCACCAGGUUUACUGUCAGUUGUAUCACAGUGGUUCCAGUUUACUGACUGAAGUUACUGAGUUUUGACAAAAACAAAUUGUUUUUUCAGCAGAAGUAGCAGUUUGACACCUUUUAGUUCUUUGUUUCACACUGUGGUACAGUUUACUACAGUUUACUGCCACUGUAGUGUACUCUCAGCAUUAGUACACAGUGACAAGGCUGUCACUUAACUUAAAUGCGGACCGGUGUUCACACACGAGAAAAAUGUCAACAGUGUGUUGAUUUUUAUUUUUAUGAUCAAUUAAAUGGUUUUUUGCUUAAUUAAUUAAUUGAUUGAUUGGGUCAAUAAAUUGUCAGAAAAUAGUGAAAUAUUGUCCAAACAAAGUCCAUGGUGACGUCGGGUCAGCACAGUCAGACUCCUGUGGAUAAAGCACAGGGCGUCCCACUGGAGGAGCUGGAACCAAAUCCUCUGUCACAGUGUGCAGUAUCAGUACUGUGUGUACUCUGUCCAGUGCUACAGCAGCUUCAGGCUCCACCAGCAACUUUCUUGGCCACGAUUUGCCUCAACGUGCUGCUUUUAUACACACAGUAAGAAAAGGUUUGGACUGAGCACUCGCACAGGUGCAACGUCUCCAAGUCUCAGGACAGAGAAGUUUUAACUCUGGAAAAUGUAAAACAUGGUUUUCAUGAAGCAAAAGAAAAAGCUGUUAAAUGUUCGAAGAUUGAUUCAAACAGAGCGGCAGAUUCUUGGCAGGAAAUCGAUGAAAACAGAUGAUGGUUUUGGAGGAAAAACAGUCCAAUCCAGUCUGUGCUGAGCCAUUCAGGAACUUGAUCUGAACAAAGUCCGGUCUAAAAUUGGCAAAUUUCUGAAUGAAGUCUGGUACCAUCGGGCCAGAUUUUCAAAUUUCAUACUUGGACAGUUUGAGAAACAUAUCAGUUUGUUUUCAGAAAGUGCUGAGAUUUGACCCCCAGCCCUCCUGUAGAGCUGACCAACAACAUGAGGCAGCUUUUAGGGCCAACACAGGCUCGUGGCAGCUUGUCAGAAGUUUCUCUGCUGAGACAACUGUUCAGGCAACACUGGUCCUGAAAAGGUUGAGUCAGAGCAGCUGGUGGAGUGGAGCCUGAACCUGACCUCUGAACACCGGCCUCGGUCCAUGCACACACACACAAACACUCCUCCAUCAGGUCAGCAGGAGUCUCAGAAACCAUAUCUCCUCAUAUUGUUUCUCCUCUGUAUUUUGCCGUCAUCAUCAUCAUCAUUACGCCUUCCUCCCACACCUCAUCAUACCCAGAAAUCACGCUUUCUUCGCCUGUCACAGGAAACAUUAAAUUUUUUGUUUUUAUGUAAAGGCUCAUUAGCGCUCCCCAUUGAAAACAAAUAGCAGGCUGUAAUUUUUGAGGGUCCCAUGUGUUUGCUUAAGGACUGUCAGUAAUUAGUCACCACGGCAAUGCUUAACUGCACACGUAUAUUUAAUUAUAGCUGUCUUUUAUUUUGAAAGGAAUGAAAUGUCUGAGGUCUGUGCUAUCAGGCAUCCCCACAUCAACUCAGCCAUGUGGGCAGCUGAUUAUAAUUCAACCUCUCAUCCCUCUGUCUUCUCUCUCUCUCUCUCUCUCUCGAGCAUUUACCCCGUGCCAAAAUGGAUCGCAGCAUGUUUUUAUUGUG
This is a messenger RNA of Monopterus albus (swamp eel), 5290 nucleotides long. RefSeq names its product oxoglutarate dehydrogenase a (gene ogdha). The record is from RefSeq and is a predicted model, not a curated record. Lineage: Eukaryota; Metazoa; Chordata; Actinopteri; Synbranchiformes; Synbranchidae. The coding region runs from base 287 to 3367 and encodes 1026 amino acids. Gene Ontology annotation, biological process: tricarboxylic acid cycle. Gene Ontology annotation, cellular component: mitochondrion; oxoglutarate dehydrogenase complex. The transcript is spliced from 23 exons. Gene Ontology annotation, molecular function: thiamine pyrophosphate binding; oxoglutarate dehydrogenase (succinyl-transferring) activity.